ACUUUGCCGGCUUCUUUGGACGUUGUAUUAGCUCUUGGAUAUCCUAAUAUAGUGUUAGUCUUUUGCUAUAUCUCAGUUUCAAGGAGAUAUCGCAAAUAGGCGACGAGACGCGUGGAUAUGAUAAAACAAUUUUAGUGCUCCAACAUUUAUUAACAGUAUGGAGCCAUCGAAUCGGGCACCUGCAGAGACACGCUCUCCGGGUGUUCAGAACGGCGGAGAGACACCAUUUGUCCGACCACCUCUCAAUAGAGCAGAUUCUCGGUCAUCCCUAUCAUCACCAUCACCACGACCACUUGGCCCUCAACAAAGACCACAAUUCUUUCCUGGGGGUCCAGUCACAAAUUCACCAUUAGGACCUCGACCAGGAGCUCCUACGCCUAGGAGUCCACUUACUGCUGGACCAGGAUCACCUUCUAUUCGACCACAGGUGCAACAAUAUAGACCAGUUGGUCCUCAGUCAAUAGCACCACAACAAGGCCCUCGGGUACAGCAAUCUCAACCUCAAAGACCACCAGUUCCAAAUAAUUUGCAGUUUGGCCCUAGGCAGCCACCCCAAUUCGUUGGUGCUUCCACGCCUGAAGGGGUAAGGCCAAAUAUAAACCCACAGGCAAACGGAUCGUUGAGGCAAAAUACGCUUUCUGGACAGAACUCAGGUCAAAUUUCAAGGCAAUCAUCGCAAAAUUCACUAAACAUUUCUGAUUCUAACACACCUCAAAACAAACUAGCCAAUCUGGAUAAUCAAAAUAUUAAUAAUGAAAGUCAACAUAUCAACAAGAUUGAAAGCAAUAACGAUAUGGCUGGUGCAGCAAAAGGGCGUAGUUUCAGCAUUUCAGCAGCACCGGGGGCACCGAGUCCAUUUAAAGCGGAAGAUGAUAGACGUAAAUCUGUAAGCGCUGUAAGUGGUCGAUAUGAUGAUUUCAAUAUACGAAACCCUGGUCUGGGACAGAUAAAAGAGACCGCUGGUAGUAAGGAUAAUAUUCGUGGAUCUAAAGAAAGCGUACGGUCAGAAGCUUCUAAUGAUGAGGCUCGGGACAUAACUGAUCGCCCAGAAACGCGCUUAGCUGCAUCCAAGAUGACAGAAUCUUUUAUGGGUUCACUAUCCAAUUUAGUAACAAAGAAAAAAAAUGAUGACGAUGACGAUGUUGUUUCACAAAACAAAUUGGGUGUGGGCAAGAUUGAUGGCCAACAAAAUAAAACUGAUCUCUCUGAUCGCUCGCCAUCAUUGACAAGAAGUGACGAUUCGCCCGAGCCCAAAAAUAUUUUACAAAAUCCCAUUUUGCCUAACAAACCACAAAGUGUUACUCCCGAACCACAAGGACCAAAGACACCAAAAAUGGAAGUUAAAUCAGAUAUUUUUGAAUCUAAUAAAACUAUAAGUCCAACUUCCCAGAGAUCAGAGUCGAAAUCACCUAUGUUGGAAUCUAAAUCUCCAAUACCUGAUAAUAAAUCUCACACUCCAUCAAAAAAGAAGCCAGUGGAACUAAGUACAAAUCAAACGCCAGUUGAUUCUAAAAGAUCUACGCCGAGAAAAGCAGCAUCUGCACCUAAGUCGAGGCCGAAAGAUGGAGACAAUGACAGUGGCGUUGACGAAUCCACUCAAGGAAAUGACUUAAAUGGCUCCCCAGGAUCACCAAACAAGGCACUUCCCAGCAAGUUGCCAACUAAAGAAAAGUCUAAUAGCAGCUUAAAACCCAGCCUUUCUAGAUCUUCGAGCAAGAGUGCUACUGCUAAGACACCGGAAACUCCUGUGCCGAUUGACAAGAAAAAAGUACCGAUGAAUAAAAUACAAGUCGGAAGUGCACCAUCGCCAAAUAUUAAAGCUGUAAAGUCCAAGAUUGGAUCCUUGGAAAACACAACAUACAAACCCGGCGGAGGAAAAGUGAAGAUUGAAAAUCGAAAACUUGAUUUUAACAACGCAGCUCCAAAAAUCGCAGCUAAGAAUGAGGCAUACACUCCUAGUGGUGGCGUAAAAAAGAUAACGUCAACAAAGCUGGAAUGGAAUGCCAAAUCGAAGAUAGGUUCUCUACAAAAUACGUCCUACAAACCAGGAGGUGGCGACAAAAAGAUAGAAACCGUCAAACUGGACUUCAAAGAAAAAGCUAAACCGAAAGUUGCAUCUACUGUUAACAUUACUCACAAACCAGGCGGUGGAGCCAUCAAGAUCGAAAACCAAAAGUUGGAAUUCAAAGCACAAAGCAAAGUGGGCUCUCUCGACAACGUGAAACACAGACCAGGAGGCGGUGACAUCAAAAUAUUCGACGAUAAAGAUUACAUAAAGCAGGUCGGAGGUCACUCCCCUCUCCCUAGUUGUGGGCAGUCACGGCAGGAGAGUCCAGUACCGCCGCCGGCGCAGCCUCCAAAGGCAGACGAGAAUCUGAAUGAGCAACACAGUUAAACAGUGCACGUCGAAUCCGAUAUUAAUUUUCAGUCCAAAUUCUAUACGUUCCGUAUAAAUACAAUAUUAAUUUUUUAAUCGUUUCUAAUCUUUCAUAGAGCAUUUGCUUUCUAGCAAACAAGAGUGCCAAUGUAGAACUGUGUGAUUUUGAUCCAAUAAGUUUUAAAUUAAACAUUAGUUUAUUAAAUAGCAACACUAGCACUACAUCUGUCAAACUAGUUUUGUGUAACCACGAAAACACCAACAAUAUUUUUGUAUUAAAAGCGAACAAAUUGUUUUGUUAUUGCACUUCAGUAUAUUAGAAGCUUAGUCCCCGUUAUGUUAAUUAUAGUUUUAAGCACUUAUGUUGUACCUCUCACGUUGUUCAUUGUAUUAAUAAAAAUAUAUGUAAUUUUAUUUCAUUAGAUAUAUUGUUAGGUAUAAAAUGAUAAAGUUGAUUCUGGAAUGGUAAUUUACAGAGGAAUUUGCUUUGCUUUCGGUAUUUAUCUCUGAUUUAUGCUAAUUACAAAUUAAAUAUUUCGAAAGCAUCGCAUAUUGGAGUUUGACUGAUGCGAGAUAAUUUAUAUGUAGGAAUAUUUUGUAUGUAUUUAUAAUUAAUUAUAGAUUUAGCUGUACUGAUUAAAUGUUGACGCUUUAAAAUCACAUUUUCUUUGCGGUGUCUAGUUAGUUACAUUUAAAAAUGUAACCUUAACAUUUAAAUUAAGUAAUUAACAUUUUGGUCUCUAUAACACAAAAUAUGUAUUUAAAUUCACUUCCGGUGUCAUACUACAAUAUAUAAAAUUAAACGCAUUUAGUAUUAUAUAGUCAUCUGAAGUAAGCAGAAUCAAAUAUACAUUACAGCUACCUAUACUAAAAUUUGUAAUUGUCAAGUUUAAUACAAAAUAACAUAUUAAUAC
Pieris brassicae (large cabbage white) is the source of this 3291-nucleotide messenger RNA. RefSeq names its product microtubule-associated protein tau (gene tau). The transcript is spliced from 9 exons. Gene Ontology annotation, cellular component: neuron projection. The coding region runs from base 158 to 2395 and encodes 745 amino acids. Lineage: Eukaryota; Metazoa; Arthropoda; Insecta; Lepidoptera; Pieridae. The record is from RefSeq and is a predicted model, not a curated record. Gene Ontology annotation, biological process: neuron projection development; microtubule cytoskeleton organization. Gene Ontology annotation, molecular function: microtubule binding.